Messenger RNA from Colias croceus (clouded yellow), 2293 nucleotides. RefSeq names its product neural Wiskott-Aldrich syndrome protein-like. The record is from RefSeq and is a predicted model, not a curated record. The transcript has 11 exons. The coding region runs from base 246 to 1676 and encodes 476 amino acids. Gene Ontology annotation, biological process: actin filament organization. Gene Ontology annotation, molecular function: actin binding; microtubule binding. Gene Ontology annotation, cellular component: cytoplasm. Lineage: Eukaryota; Metazoa; Arthropoda; Insecta; Lepidoptera; Pieridae.
UGUAUCGCAGACGGGAUGUUGAGAAAGUAAAUCAUAUUUAUCCGUUUUAGCAUGUAAUUUGCAUCGAAUAGAAAAUUAUAGAAUAUUUCAGUGUCUUGAGAAUGCGCCUUUCGUUAGGUAUAGUGAGUGAGUGCCAAAUUAUUAGUUGUCCAGUGUUAAUACGUUGGGAAUCUGUGAUGAACAAUAUGUAUGGCUGUGCCUAUUUAAAGUGAUUUUAUGAGUGUUUUAUAAAAACAACAAGCAGAAUGCCGAGAGGUGAGAACAGGCCGAGCGUCCUUUUGUCUCGGGAAGAGAACGAACAGGUGUUUAGUCUCAUAGGUCCAAAAUGUCAGAGUCUAGCGACUGCCGUAGUACAGCUUUUCACCACGGAAGGGCCAGGCCACACAGAAUGGAAGAAAAAGGACACAGGUGUGCUCUGCCUGAUAAAGGACAACAGCAAACGAUCGUACUUCUUCAGGAUCUAUUGCUUAUACAGGAAGACGAUGAUAUGGGAACACGAGGUCUACAUGCAAAUAGAGUAUAAGAGUCCAAGACCGUAUCUACACACGUUUGAAGCUGAGGAAUACAUGACAGCGUUCAACUUCGCCAACGAAGAUGAAGCCAGAGUGCUCAGGAAUAUACUUAUCGAGAAAAUCGAACUGCGGAAACAGAGGCGGGAAGAACGCAGACAGCGUUCCAUGCUAGCAUCUCGCGCGAACAGCUCUGCGUCAAGCACGCCGAACUUAUCCGCUCGCGUGAACGGCGUAGCACACACGCACAUGCCGCCCGUCGCAACGCCCGUACCUGCGCCCGCGCAAGUCAAGAGCAAUGCUGUUUCUGGCAGUGGAUACACAUUGAAAGGCAAGAAACAGAAAGCGCGAAAACUGACGAAGGCGGACAUCGGCGCGCCGCAAGACUUCAAGCACAUAUCGCACGUAGGAUGGGAUGCUGAUAAAGGUUUCGACGUAGACAAUCUACCAGAAGCAGAAAUGAAAUCUUUCUUCUUCAAAGCCGGCAUCAGCGACUCGCAACUACAGGACCAUGCCACUAGACAGUUCAUAUACGACUUUAUCAAUAGAAACGGAGGGUUAGAUGCAGUAAAGGAGGAGCUACAUGAUGCUCCUAAAGCGUCCCGCGCGCCGCCGCCGCCGCCCGCGCGCGCCGUGCCGCCGCCGCCGCCGCCGCCCGCCGGCCUCGCGCGCAACCCGCCGCCGAGACCGAUGCAACCGCCGUCGGCCGCGCCGCCGUCAGUGCCCCCGCCCCCGCCGCCGUGCGCCGCGCCCCCGCCCCCGCCGCCGCCCCCCGCGCCGCCCGCGCCCCACGCCCCCGCGCCCCACGCCCCCGCGCCCCACGCGCCCCCCGCACCGCCCCCGCCGCCCGACAUGCCCGCGGAGACACCAGAUUCAAGGGCAGCGCUUAUGGAGAGCAUCAGAAAUGGAAGCAAGACACUGCGGCAUGUUGAAGUGGGAUCCAAGACUUCGCUCAAUGACGACAGCAGGAGUAACUUGCUGAGUGAAAUUCGACAAGGCAUCAAUUUGCGUGCUGUGAACCGCGUAACAGGACCAGUAGAACCUUCCGCCCCAACUUGCGGACUAGCGGGCGCACUAGCUAAAGCGUUACAAGAACGAGCUCGCGCGAUACACUCGUCCGACUCGGAGGACAGCCAGACCACGAGUGACGGCGAGUGGGACGAUUAGCUGCGGUUUGAAUUUGGAACGCUGUUUAGACUACGUCUUUACUGCGGUGUCCGGCGAUUAUUGUAUGGAAACGGGAAAUCAAGCAUUUCAACACAAAAACAACCAAGAACUAAUGUUAUGUUUCAAAUUAGUUUUAGAUACUAUAAGAAUAUUGUUUGUUAACUUUCAUACUUCUGUACUCAAAUUCAAAUUUAUUGAAGUACUGUUUUAUAUUUUAGUACAAAAUCUUUCUCUUGUCUGUUUUUAUAAAAUUAAUACUUAUAUUCUUAUUACAAUAUGAUGGGAAUAAUAAUGAAUAACAUUGUUAUUUACAAUUUAUAAUUAUUGUAAACACAACUAUUUCUUAAUAAAAACAAUAACUUGAAAGAUUCACGAUCGAUAUAGUAGAUUGUUUGGUACAAGCAACAACUAAAACCUUUCCUCUGUCUAGUAUUAGUAAAGGUAUUUUUUUUAAUAUAAUAAUGUUCUUUAUUUCAUUACACAUAGAGACUCGAGAAAUUUUCAAUUUCAUUGCUCAACAUAUAGACAAUUUAAAAAACACGACGUGUUGCACUCGGGGACUGCCGCGGUAAAGCUAUUGCAUGCUAUGCCUUCAAGCCACACCUCCGCCCGUCGGA